AUGGCAUCAAAACGAAAAGCGUCGGCCAUGAAUACGGCCGCGGCCGAAGAGCCUGUCGACCCGUCCGACGAACUCAUGUUUCUUUGUCUAGGAGGCGGUAACGAAGUCGGUCGAUCGUGCCACAUUAUUCAAUACAAGGGCAAGACAGUGAUGCUCGAUGCCGGACAACAUCCGGCAUACGAUGGUCUUGCAGCUCUUCCAUUCUACGACGACUUCGAUCUCAGCACCGUAGACGUACUUCUCAUCAGCCAUUUUCACGUCGACCAUGCUGCCUCGUUGCCAUAUGUGCUCGCCAAAACCAACUUUCGCGGUCGUGUCUUCAUGACACACCCGACAAAGGCUAUUUACAAAUGGCUCAUUCAAGACAGUGUUCGCGUUGGCAACACGUCUGCAAACUCGACGACGCAGCCUGUAUACACGGAGCAGGAUCACUUGAAUACGUUUACUCAAAUCGAAGCCAUUGAUUAUCACACCACUCAUACCAUUUCUUCCAUUCGAAUUACGCCUUACCCUGCCGGCCAUGUGUUGGGCGCAGCCAUGUUUCUGAUUGAGAUUGCCGGGCUCAACAUCUUCUUUACCGGCGAUUACUCCCGUGAGCAGGAUCGGCAUUUAGUCUCGGCAGAGGUACCCAAGGGCGUCAAAAUUGACGUUCUCAUCACAGAGUCGACAUACGGCAUUGCGUCUCACGUUCCGCGACUGGAGCGCGAGCAGGCGCUUAUGAAGUCCAUCACUGGCAUUUUAAAUAGAGGUGGUCGUGCGUUAUUGCCUGUAUUCGCUCUCGGUAGAGCACAGGAGUUGCUCCUCAUUCUGGAUGAAUAUUGGGGAAAGCACCCCGAGUUCCAGAAAUAUCCCAUCUAUUACGCCAGCCACCUGGCGAGAAAGUGGCUCUUCCGAGAACGCAUGGCCGAAGCCGAAGCAAGUGGUGGCAGUGCCGGUCAAGGGGGACCGUGGGACUUUAAGCAUAUUCGGUCUCUGAAGAAUCUAGAUCGAUUCGACGACGUCGGUGGCUGCGUGAUGCUUGCCAGUCCUGGUAUGCUUCAGAGUGGUGUCAGUAGAGAACUCUUUGAGAGAUGGGCGCCUAGCGAGAAGAACGGAGUCAUCAUUACUGGUUACAGUGUGGAGGGCACAAUGGCCAGGCAAAUCAUGCAAGAACCAGACCAAAUCCCAGCAGUCAUGUCUCGCAACCUUGCGGCCGGCCGGAGAGCAACAGGCGGAGAUUCUGAGAGAACUCUCAUCCCUCGAAGAUGCAGUGUCGCAGAGUACUCGUUUGCUGCCCACGUUGACGGCGUCGAGAACCGAGAAUUCAUUGAAGAAGUGGCCGCUCCGGUUGUUAUUCUCGUGCACGGCGAACAGCACAACAUGAUGCGUCUGAAAUCCAAACUCCUGUCCCUCAACGCCUCCAAAACCACCAAAGUAAAAGUCUACUCCCCGCGCAACUGUGAGGAACUCCGCAUCCCCUUCAAAGCCGACAAAAUGGCCAAGGUCGUUGGAAAGCUAGCCUCGAUCCCUCCACCACAAGACGUUGAUAUGGACAGCGCCUCUGCGCCCCUGAUCACGGGUGUCCUUGUGCAAAACGACUUCAAGCUCUCACUCAUGGCUCCCGAGGACCUACGAGAAUAUGCAGGCCUCAACACAACCACCAUAACCUGCAAACAACGCCUCACCCUUAGUGCCGCUGGCAUCGAGCUCAUCAAGUGGGCAUUAGAGGGCACAUUCGGCUCCGUCGAAGAAUUACCUGAGAUGCGACGCGCGCAAAACGGCAACAGCCACGCUGUAAAAAACGGGACAGAAACAAUCAAUGAAGACGACGAAGAUGAGUACAAGCCCGAGGAGGCUGCAGACGAAGAAGUCGCCGCCUUGGUAGCAGCAUACCUUGUCAUGGGCUGCGUGACAGUCAGGUAUCGCAGCAAUGGUGAAGUCGAGCUCGAGUGGGAGGGCAACAUGCUCAACGACGGCAUCGCCGACUCCGUCAUGGCAGUCCUAUUCAGCGUCGAGUCGUCACCAGCAGCCGUGAAGCGCUCCUCAAAACAACACUCCCACUCGCACGCGGCGGAACCCAUCACCAACGGGACCAAUCCCCACGCCCACCCCUCGGCAGCAGAUCGCCUCGAGCGACUCUUCUGGUUCCUGGAAGCUCAGUUCGGAGCAGACAAUGUGUCGCCCGUUGAAACACCCCGUCUCCCUGACUCUGAAGCGCAGGACGAAUCCAUGGCUGUCGACGGCGAAGCUACAGACCUGGAAGAACGCAAGAAGAAGGAGAUUGAGCGCCUACACAAGAUUGGCAUUCCUGUGCCCGGCGUGACCAUCAAGGUAGACAAGAUGCUGGCGACAGUGUGGCUCGAAGAUCUGGAGGUGGAGUGUGCGAAUAAGGUGUUUGCUGAUAGGGUGAGGGCUGUGGUUGAACGUGGUGUGGAAGUUACGGCGCCUCUGUGGGGAUAG
This is a messenger RNA of Pochonia chlamydosporia 170, 2439 nucleotides long. RefSeq names its product endoribonuclease ysh1. Lineage: Eukaryota; Fungi; Ascomycota; Sordariomycetes; Hypocreales; Clavicipitaceae. Gene Ontology annotation, molecular function: RNA endonuclease activity; 5'-3' exonuclease activity; RNA binding. Bases 1 to 2439 code for a protein of 812 amino acids. Gene Ontology annotation, cellular component: mRNA cleavage and polyadenylation specificity factor complex. Gene Ontology annotation, biological process: mRNA 3'-end processing by stem-loop binding and cleavage. The record is from RefSeq and is a predicted model, not a curated record. The transcript is spliced from 5 exons.